CACACUUUACGGCAUACACGUGUUUCCUGCGGUCUUCCGUGCCCUUCACUGCUCCACAUCGGAUCCAAAGACGAAAAUUGAUCAAAUCUGAGUGAAAUCAUGAGCAAACUGAGCAAAGAGAGCAAGCAGCGGCUGCAGCAGGUGUUCCAGUGCGGCCAGUUCGUCAUCCGCUGGGGCUUCAUCCCCACUGUGCUUUAUUUGGGAUUCAAACGGGGAGCCGAUCCAGGGAUGCCUGAACCCACGGUCCUGAGUUUGCUUUGGGGAUGAAGACGCUCCCGACGGCCACUACAGACCAAUCCGGAUCCUCCCACUGAACUUCCCAACUCACGGGAGUCUCGGGACACUGACCGCUUGGAUCAGAACGUUAUGCUGGGAUGUAAAUACUCGGCUGUCUCAUUUUUCCUUUUUGUUUUGUUUUGUUUUACUACUUCUUUCUGAAACAUUGUCUUGAGAAACACACACAAUGUAACUGGAUUUUCUUUGUUGUUUUUAAUCAUUGUAAACAAUCUCAGGAUGUGCUCAACGUUCAGUUUCAAAAAAAUUAAACAUGUUUAAUAAAUAUUUAUCAGCACAGA
Rhinichthys klamathensis goyatoka is the source of this 575-nucleotide messenger RNA. It is a transcript of the gene tomm7, whose product is annotated as translocase of outer mitochondrial membrane 7 homolog (yeast). Gene Ontology annotation, biological process: protein import into mitochondrial matrix. The coding region runs from base 100 to 267 and encodes 55 amino acids. The transcript has 3 exons. NCBI's taxonomy places the organism in Eukaryota, Metazoa, Chordata, Actinopteri, Cypriniformes, Leuciscidae. Gene Ontology annotation, cellular component: mitochondrial outer membrane translocase complex. The record is from RefSeq and is a predicted model, not a curated record.